Messenger RNA from Aureobasidium musti, 684 nucleotides. Lineage: Eukaryota; Fungi; Ascomycota; Dothideomycetes; Dothideales; Saccotheciaceae. The record is from the annotation of a GenBank genome assembly.
AUGGCAUCAACAGAGGCGUUACAUCAACACCGCUUCUCGCAACAGCAGCCACAACAUCACGAACCUCAAAGACUAUCAGGCAUAUACCAAUACCACAAUGCACCAGAGGUGCUACCCGAACAUGGACUCGAGUACGAUGACAACACAUAUCCUGUCUCGGACAAGUACCCAGUGACCAGUAUGGACGACUAUCCUGCAACAUCGCAAUCUUCAGGCGGUGUCCGCACAAUCGCUGCAACAGAACCAACCACAACUCCAGUAACAUCAACCACUGCAUCAACAACAGCACUUUCAACACCAACUUUUGUACCUCUCUCUGCGUGUCCAACUGCAAACAACACUCUCUACACCUCAAGCAGCUCCAACACAUCAUCUCUCAUUCCUUCAACCGACAACACCACAACACCUAUCGAACUGACAUACACUCGCUACUGCGACACCAACCCGCCUACAGACUUCCAACCCCUGACUUCUGGCUUCGUAUACACAUUUGACGACUGCAUUGAAGUUUGUGCAACCUACAAUGCCUAUGCUGGCGGAUCGACAAGCUGCAAUGUAGCUGUAUACGAUGUCAAGCAAACACGACCUAUCAACUGUGUAGUUGGAAAUUCGCAAAACGCCAGUGCAGAGAGUUUAGGUGUUGAUGGUGGUCUUGCUGUUGCAUUGCUUAGAUCUUCGACAUGA